Messenger RNA from Hippocampus zosterae (dwarf seahorse), 3088 nucleotides. It is a transcript of the gene rxfp1, whose product is annotated as relaxin family peptide receptor 1. The transcript has 19 exons. NCBI's taxonomy places the organism in Eukaryota, Metazoa, Chordata, Actinopteri, Syngnathiformes, Syngnathidae. Gene Ontology annotation, biological process: G protein-coupled receptor signaling pathway. The record is from RefSeq and is a predicted model, not a curated record. Gene Ontology annotation, molecular function: protein binding; G protein-coupled receptor activity. Bases 172 to 2445 code for a protein of 757 amino acids. Gene Ontology annotation, cellular component: membrane.
GCGUCACGGAUCCCCCUUCAGUCGCUUUCGAGCGAGCGCAUCGGCUGCUGCAAUCAGCCAGCAGGUUGUUGUGUCAGCUGCCGUGUUGUUUCCCCAUCUCAAGAGUCACGCCGACUUGCUCGAGACUUUUGGUGGGUGGGACGAACGACGACGACGACGACGUCAGCGAAGAUGGUGAUGAUCGGUGGAUGGUCAAGUGGCGUGGCGCAAGUUUACGUUCUCCUCGUGGUGGCCUAUGCCGUGUUCGCUGCCAACUUGACCGAAGAAGCGUCACCUUCGUGCCCCCUUGGCUACUUCCCGUGCGGCAACCUGAGCAUGUGCCUGCCCCAAUUGCUGCACUGCAACGGUGCUGAUGACUGCGGAAAUCAAGCGGACGAGGAGAACUGCGGAGAUAACAAUGGAUGGCCGCAUCUCUUUGACAAGUACUUUGGAAUGCCGAGCCACAAUGGCAGAACCAAAUCCAACAUGUGCCUGCUUGGCCUCAUUCCUGAUCUGUGCCAGUGUCGAGACCUGGAGCUGGACUGCGAUGGUACGCAGCUCCGCGAUGUGCCGGUGGUGGCUGUGAACGUCACCAUGAUGUCUUUGCAGAGGAACCAUCUGCAGAGACUGAAAGCAAACGCCUUCUUCCCGUACCACAGCCUGCAGAAACUAUACCUGCAACAUAAUGAGAUCAAAGAUGUGAGUCCGACUGCUUUCACAGGGCUAUCCAAUCUCACCAGGCUAUAUCUGAACUACAACCGUAUUUCCGUGCUGAAGCCCGGUGUGUUCAGCGACCUGCAUAAACUGGAGUGGUUGAUCUUGGAGAAUAACAACAUCCAUCACAUUUCAUCCAAGACCUUUUCAGGACUAAACUCGCUGGUCUUGCUAGCUUUGUUGAACAACACUCUGACAAAACUAGAUGACAUCUGUCGCGGGAUGGCAAGGCUCAACUGGUUGGAUUUGGAGGGAAAUCUUAUUGAGUCCUUGGAGAAUGUGUCCUUCUACUCGUGCAGCAUGCUGACAGUCCUGGUUCUUCAGCGGAACAGGAUCAGCCACAUACAUGAACAAGCCUUUUCGGUCCUCCAAAAUCUUGGAGAGUUGGAUCUCUCCAGCAACAGACUGGUGAAAAUCCCACCUAAUCUCUUCUUAUUUCUGGGGGAUUUGCUUCAACUAAAUAUUUCAUACAAUCCCAUUAGAGAACUGCAGGUGGACCAUUUUGACAAGCUCCAUAAACUAAAGUCAUUAAGCAUUGAGGGCAUCGAAAUUGCCAACAUCCAACGACGAAUGUUCGAGCCUCUCAAAUACUUAACCCACAUCUACUUCAAAAAGUUCCAGUACUGUGGUUACGCGCCUCACGUGCGCAGCUGCAAGCCCAACACGGACGGCAUCUCAUCCUUCGAAGACCUGCUGGCCAACAUCGUGCUGAGGGUCUUCGUCUGGGUAGUCUCGGCCACCACCUGUUUUGGCAACAUCUUUGUCAUCUGCAUGCGGUCUUAUAUUCGCUCGGAGAACAAGCUGCACGCCAUGUGCAUCAUCUCCCUCUGCUGUGCAGAUGGGUUGAUGGGCAUCUACCUGUUCAUGAUUGGGUCAUACGACCUGAAGUUCCGCGGCGAGUACAACCGGCACGCCCAGGCCUGGAUGGACAGUGGCCAGUGCCAGGUGAUCGGAUCUCUGGCCAUGCUGUCCACCGAGGUGUCAGUUCUCCUGCUCACCUACCUGACUCUGGAAAAGUACAUCUGCAUCGUGUACCCCUUCCGCUACCUGACUCCAGGUUGGCGCCGUACCGUGACGGUGCUACUAGGCAUCUGGUUGUUCGGAUUCAUGGUGGCCUUCCUUCCCCUGGCCUUCAAGGGCCUCUUCCGGAACUUCUACGGAACCAAUGGCGUGUGUUUCCCGCUACAUUCGGAGCAACCCGAGACGCUUUGGGCGCACAUUUACACUAUCGCCAUCUUCUUGGGUCUGAACCUGGUGGCAUUCCUGAUCAUUGUGCUGGCAUAUGCCAGCAUGUUCUACAACAUCCAGCGCACGGGCACGCAGACCACCAAGUACAGCAACCACAUCAAGAAGGAGGUGACCAUCGCCAAACGCUUCUUCUCAAUCGUCAUUACAGACUCGCUUUGCUGGAUCCCUAUUUUCAUCCUAAAGAUACUGUCCCUACUGCACGUGGAGAUUCCCGGCACCAUUACCUCGUGGGUGGUCAUAUUCAUCCUGCCCAUUAACAGUGCCCUCAACCCCAUCCUUUACACACUGACCACCCGUCCCUUCAAGGAGACCCUGAUGCAGGUGUGGGCCAACUAUAAGCAGCGGAGGCCGGCAGUGGCCAGCCACCCCGUCCAUCAGCCUUCGCUCACCUGGCAGGAAAUGUGGCCCCUGCAGGACUCCACCCCGGUGGUGGGGGACCGUCGGGGCGGGGCCAACACACUCCCCGCCAAGCAAGCUGGCCUUGCGGAAAAUGACCCCGUGUGAAUCCGCUACAGAGUCAGAUUCGCAGCUGCUCCAGUACCUCAGCUUGAUGGAAUGCUUGCACAGCGGCCCGGAAGGAACCCAGAAAGUGACAUUUUCAAAAUACUGUAAUUAUCUUGGCAUUGUUUGAAAUUAAGUCUGUCCAAUAGACUCUAUAAUAAACGUCGAGAUCAAAAUGAUGAAUAUAACUUGUAAAAUAAAAAAUGAAAUGAAAAAUGACAUUUUGGUGACUUGCUAUGAUGGUUAUGGCCUCAAACCUUCAGGGAUUACAUCGUGUCACUCAUACAGCCAGCUCACUAUGGAUUAUGAAAUGUAUGUGUUGUUGUUGUCGCAUUGGAAAUCAACCAUACAAAACGAUAUCCAUCACUGUGCAUACUUGUUAUCGCUUUCAAAAUGUCUCAAUAUAAUUUUAUGAUAUUUUUGGUUGCAUUUCCCAGCUGGUCUGGGCUUGGACAAUGGACUCUUAAACAUAAUGUAUUUUUACAACAGUCGUGACAUUAGAUAUUCCGCUUAAAGCAUACUGUGUUUGUAUGAAUUUCUAUGAAAAUCAUUUUCUCUGCAGAUUGUAUAAAUAUAAACAUUUGUUUCUGAUGUUGUCUUGUGUAUAGAGAUCAGUCAUUUUACUGUAUAUGCCGGCAUGAGUGUU